ACCUAAAUACCGACUGUUAUAAUAUUUUAUAAUAAUGCGUUGUGUGCAAUUAUAUUUUCCAUUGUACCUACCGUACGUCAUUGUUUAACAAUAAAUAACGAUAAUUAAUUAACAAUAAUUGUGUGAUUCUUUUUUUCAACGUCACAGUGAGUGAGGCGAAAUCCGUAGUACAAGCACUGCACCUACUCGACUCUUAAUAUUAUUUUAUCUUAUUUGUUUAAUCGUUAUAAUCUCUUUAGUGUACAUGUGUGCCUAAACGAUUCGCUGGUAUAUCGCAUUAAAAUUGUGCGAGCAAAACUCGCAAAUUUCCGUGUAAUUGUUAUCCGCGGUCUAACGUGUGAAAUUGAAACCAGAUCGUUUGAAUUAAAGUACCGUUGUCGCGGGUCCGUCCAAUUGUAGGUAUAUAAGGUAUAUAAGAUAUAAUAUAUAGGUAUAUUGGUAAAUACGAUCUACUUAGGACAAAAUGUCCUACGUGGAAAUGAUAUAUGUAUAUUAUUAUGCGCAGUGUAUCAAAUCGAAUGUUGACAUAUUAUAUUUUUUUAUGUAUCCCGUCCGACGAGUUCCAGAUCGGGCAAAACCACCGACGAGGGUAUAUACCCGAUACCGCGUAUACCAACGCUACACAAUAAUACGAUAUUGUGUUUCCCGCAAUAAAAUAAAAUAUCAGCACUAAUGAUUUCUUUUUCUCUUGAUGUGGUGUGUGAGAAGAAUUCAAAAUAAUAUUUAAUUGCGUAUGACUGUCGUACCGUUUGACUGGCAUUUUUUUUGUUUUUGUCUAGUUUGACGAUUUCCCGUCAUUUGGCAAAAUUUUAUUCAGACUCGGUACGGUCGUGGAAGUAUAUAAUAUUAUUAUUUUACGAUACUACUGCACACACGUGGUUGGUUAGUCGUAAUUUAUCCAUAUAAAGUGGAACCUCCCUUAACGGACACCUUCAAAUAGCGGAUGUUUUUUUUUGAGAAAACACUACAAAAUGUCUACAAACUGAACCGUCUGAAAAACGGACUCCUCCGAACAGCGUACAAAAUGUCGGUAACUAAGAGUGUCCGGUAUUUAGAGGUUUCACUGAAUAUAUAUACUCUAAAAAAUAUUUGUCUCUAGUUAAAUCACGCGAUCGACUUGUCGAAUACGGAAUAUUACAACAUUGAAUAUACACCACGCACAUAGGCGCAAAUAGCGUUUGAGAUUUGGGGGCAGGGCUAAAGCCUUACCUUGGUAGUAUUGAAUAAGCUUAAAACAAAAUGUAGGAAAUGUUUGGGAGGGCUAUGGACAAUUUUUGGGUGGGGGCUUAGCCCCUAUUUGCGCCUAUGACCACGCAUAUUAUAUUAAUAGUAUACCUAUAUUGUAGUGACAUUUUAUAAAAAUCAAAACUCAUGUGACUAUUGCACAGACGAAUCAUCAAGUAUUUUUCGUGAAACUUUCAAAACGAAUCGUUUAAAAAUAAUCAAAACUUUUCGGAUUACCACGGCGAGUUCAAUAUUAUCUAAACGCGAUUCAUUUAAAAAUGUACGUUUUUACAAUAGUUAUAACGUGUUGAGAAACGGACUGAGGUCGCGAAAUGGAUAAUUGUUCCUGCUUAAUUCUAUCGAUAUCAGCUGCUAUUAUAAUGCUGACCUAGAACCGGCGAAUCGUCGUAAUUUGUCCCAUAGCUAAACGUGCAACUUGCUGACGAAAACAACAAAAUCGACACGUCUUCGGCUUGGCCAACAAAACAAGAUCAUUAUAGACGAAAACCAUCAUUUACCGUAUUCUUUAUUUUACAUUUUUGCAGCUUAUAAAUAAUUAUAAUAAGUACAUACCUGACCGAAUAAUUUGGCUGAGUGUCAGAAUUUAGCGUACCUUUAUGUCCUUUAUACCUACCUACUACCAAACCCACGUGCUACUCAACAAAUCUUUAGAGUAUUUCCUUUUUAGACGCUGUGCCUUACAUAGGUACGUGUCUCGGAGUUGUAAUUUUCCAUCAAUUAUCGGUCCAAUUAUUUGUGUAAAAAAAAAAAUAAAUAACUAAUACAAUAUGUUAAAUAUAGUAUAAUAGUUGUAUUCAAAAACACUAUAGAACUAUAUUUACCGGACCACAUCAGUGUAGUGUAAUUGUUGUUUUUGUACUACGUAGCCGCGUGGGUAGUAUUAUAAAUUACUAUAAUAAUAAUAUUAUAAUCAUCCAACAAAUAGUAUUAAUAAUAUUGUAACGUGAUAUCAGUUUUAGAUCGAAUGUAAAUGAUUCAAUAAUUAUUACUAUACAAAUUAAAUAUAAUAUAUUAUAACUACAAAAAUACUGUUUGAAAAAUUGUAAAUACAGUGUACAAUAAUUGUACACAAUAUUUUUUAAGUCACUGAAAGUAUAAGCGUUUGAGUAAAUAAUGUGCCUACCCUUUUCAAGUUGUACAUCAAUAAUUAGGGAUACGCACUUUGCAGGAACGAUGCAGCUUUUUAAAAACUAGUGUUGAAACGCAUUAUAUAAUAAGCCUUUGCUCGUUUGAAACAACUGAAACUGUAAUAAUAUUCUUACUUUAUCUUCAAAUUUGUUAUUUUACCAUUAUACGGAUAAUAUGACGUGUAACUUGAAAACCCGUUUGUAUAUUUUAAGAAUACUUUAAAUUUCUACGGCAAAAGCAUGAUCUUAUAAAGUUAUGCUUUUUGUAGGAAUAAAGACGUGCUGGAAAAAAACAAUAAUUAUUUGAUACAAAAGCAUCGAAAACAAACGAAAAAAUAUGCAAAUUAAUUACGAUGCAGUAAACAACAGGUAUGUGGUAUAUUUAUUACAGACUACUAUCUACGCAUGUUUUCGCUAUGAUUAAAAUUCUAUAUUAUUAUUUAAUUGAGUAUAUUUUAUGUAUUUGACACCAUUAAAUAGUUUAAUAUAUUAUGGCCUUUGAUAUAAAACACAGUAAAUUCAAUACGACUAUGCGGGCUCAUUAUAGCGGUUUAGAAAAUGUUCACGUUAUCGUUGUAUUAUAAUGGCUAAAGUAGUAAAGUCAGCCGAUACUCACUGAUUGCAAAACAAAAAAACUCGGCCAAUCCAAUCAUUAACCUUACGCAUUAUGUUUUAUUAAAAACAAAUUUAAAAACGUUAAUAUGAAACUGCAGAAACUGUAUAAUUCGUUGGCCGAGUAAUAAUGUAUGGCAAAUCAUUUGUUCUACCUAUGGUAGAUGAGUGAUUACUAUAAAUAUUAAAGUACUAAACAAUUGUCGACGAAGAAAAUGUUUCGAAAUAACGUAUGAAUUGAAUUAAUUAAUAGAUCACCGUAAAAUGAGUAAUGACAAUGUUCCUAAACUAACCAUAAUAUAAAUAAUAUAUAGACAACCUGUAGCUGCAGACUGUGUUUCGUUCAUUAUUUUUAUUUACAGAAAGUUCAUAAAUACUUAACGAGCGAAAUAUGCUUCUUCUAGUUAUUUAUCUGUUUAUACUGUAUUUCAUAUGAAUCGAUUUCCAUAUUUAGAUAGUUAAGAAAAAAAUAUAAAUAAUAUAUUAUUAUAUAUUUUUCUUUUAACUAUUAAACUCUCAACUACCUACGUGUCUUAUCUAAACUUAAACAAUAUUGAAAAUUAUAUAAUAAUAUAAGUAAAACAAAAAGCGUAUUUACUAAUUUUGUCAUUGUAUUUUUUUCAUAAGCAGUAUGAAGUCCUCAAGAUUUUUGAACGAGUCUCAGACGGCUCUGGUGAAACAAUCAUGGCCGAUGAUUGUUUCAAAUGGUUUUUGGACUUCGUUUUAUACCAAUCUGUUCAAGAGAAGUCCAUCAUAUCAAUUACAAUUCGAUCGUUUCGCUCAUGUUCCAUUUGAAGAGCUCGAAUCGAACGUUCACUUUUUGGCACACUCUGUCAGGACUGGAUUUGCAUUUAACACUGCUAUUGAACUCUUGGAAACACCCGACGAGUUACACAAAAUCUUAGUGGAUUUGGGAGCAAAACAUCGCAAAUUUCGUCUCACGGCCGAACAUUUCGAGGUAAAUAUUAACAAAAAAAAAAAAAAAUCGUCUAAAACAUUUUGCGAAGAAAAAAAUACGGUAAUCUAUUGGUUCGAUUUUUCUAAUUCUGGUUAUUAUUAAUGGAUUAUAUUUCAAUCUUUUGCUGACUAUCGUGUACAUAUUGAAUAUAAUUAAAUUAUUGAUUAUAGUAAUUUAAAAAAAAAAAGAAACUGUGAACUAUACAAUCUCAUCUGCAGAUGUAUUACAAGAUAAA
Messenger RNA from Acyrthosiphon pisum (pea aphid), 4177 nucleotides. RefSeq lists its product as uncharacterized. Bases 3616 to 4044 code for a protein of 142 amino acids. NCBI's taxonomy places the organism in Eukaryota, Metazoa, Arthropoda, Insecta, Hemiptera, Aphididae. The transcript has 2 exons. The record is from RefSeq and is a predicted model, not a curated record. Gene Ontology annotation, molecular function: oxygen binding; heme binding.